This is a messenger RNA of Ictalurus furcatus (blue catfish), 1681 nucleotides long. It is a transcript of the gene tex9, whose product is annotated as testis expressed 9. The transcript has 12 exons. Bases 341 to 1531 code for a protein of 396 amino acids. The record is from RefSeq and is a predicted model, not a curated record. Lineage: Eukaryota; Metazoa; Chordata; Actinopteri; Siluriformes; Ictaluridae.
GUACAACCGUUAAACCUGUCAUGAAACGUUUUUAAAUAUAUAUAUGUGUAUAUAUAUUUUUUUUUAAAAAAAUUUGACACUUUUUAAACGGUCUCUUAAUGACCUUGGCAGCCUUUCUUGCCCAUUAUAGCCAUCUUCACAUGAAACGAACAUUUUAGAAUAUGUUUAUUUGAAUUGAAUUUAUAUAUCUCGCUAUUUUACCUGUUUAUUUCCAAAAUAUAGACAUAAUCAAUAUAAAGAAUUUCCAACUUAACGUGAAGCAAAAUAAUGACGUCAGUAGUUUACACUAUGUGGAAAAGCAGGUGAAUGCGGUUGCUAAGCAACCCUUUAAAAAAACAACAUGGCGGACAGACCAAGACCCGCGUCUCAGGGGGCCAAAAAACCUCAGAGCUCCAGUUCUCAGAGACCUCCAUCUGCAACGAGACCUACAAACCGUCCGGCUUCUGCUCCAGCGAAGAAGCCAGCUCAGAUGGACCUGCUGGCUAAAGAAGAGGAAUACAAGAGACUUAACGCAGAACUGGAGGCUAAAACAGCCGAGCUGGUGCGGCAAGCGGAGGAGGUUAUGCGAGAACAAAACGAGGUGCUGUCGAAACCCAUCUCAACCCACCUGAGCCUCGAAUUUGCAGACGACUCCGAGGAAUUUGGGGAUUCCCUCGUGCACUCAGUAAGACAGUCUACAGCAAAGGCAGUGAUGGGGAAAAGGUCUUUAAAAGCAGGAAAGCUGAACAGACCUCCAUCAGCUCCCAGAAAGACCGCACAAAAAAAGACACCAACAGUCGUGGAUGACGUUGCCGUGCCGGAGGAUUUUACAGAUUUCUCGCUGGCUAAGACUAUAAGCAACAUGGAGCGUAGAGUAAACGAUGAUGUCACAGGCGAGCAGCCGGAGGACGAUGUCAUGCCGAGUGCCGGCGAAGAGAUGGGUGCAGAGGCUCAGAUUCGCUUCUUGAAGGCCAAACUCCGAGUGAUGCAGGAAGAGUUAAACAGACUCUCACACGAAUGCGACAAGAAGGACGAGGAGAAUGGAGAGUUGAGCAGUAAGCUGAAGGAGGUGGAGGAGGAUCGAGUCAGACUGCAGAGGACCACCAGCGCGCUGCAGACGCAGUCGGAGAAGCACCGAGCGCUGGCGGAAGACGCUAACAGGAACUGUGACGGCCUGCGCCAUCAAGUCACCGCGUUACAGAAGGAGGUGGAGGGAAUGAAAAGGGCUCAGAAGCAGGCGUCCAGCAGCCACAGUGCCACAGAGGUGAGACUGAACCGAGCUCUGGAGGAGGCCGAGCGGUGCAAAGCUGAACUCAACAAGCUCAAACAAAGCAGCAAGGACUCUGCGAAUCAGGAGCAGCAGAGGAUCGACGCUUUACAGGCCGAGAACAAAAAGCUGGAGAGACAGAAAGCCGACCUCCUCACAGGCUUUAAAAAGCAGCUCAAGCUUAUUGAUGUUUUAAAAAGACAAAAGAUGCACUUCGAGGCCGCGAGGUUGAUGUCCUUUACCGAGGAGGAGUUCACGAAGGCUUUGGACUGGGGAAAAUCGUAACGCGUACACGUCAUCGUGCGUUUCACCCUAACCCUAACUCCUCAUCUGAGCUGUCAAAGACUCCAUUGUUCAACAUGUCCGAACUGUAAAUGUAAUCUUUCUCUUCUCGUCCGUUUUUAUAGUCGAUUAAAAUUACAGUCUGAUUCAUAA